GAACAUCCAUCGAAAAUAUGUAGAAUGCAUUUCAUAACACGAAGGAAGUGAACGAAACACAAGCGCAGAGCGCUUGCAUGUCGUUGUAUUGAAUCACACACGAUAAAAUGUCUGACACAGCCGCCAAAGACAGCACAAAGAAAACAGACUACUAUACUUGCUUACUGCCACUUUGUUUUCUCCUUCUUCUUCUUCUUCUUCACUGCCAUUGUCUGCAUUCAGAGUGUGUGCGUGCAUUCGCUACUUUUGGCGUUGCGCCCCAUAAAUUGUUUAAAGUUUUUAUUCAAGCCAAAUCGUUGUCGUUAAAUCAAACGCGCAAACAAAAGCAAUACAAACGCAAAAGAGAGUUCAUCAACCAAGACACGAACGUCGUACGGCCGCUGAAUAUUCUUGACUUUGCGAUGAUUCGUGCAUCACGACAACGACUACGACUACAACGACAACUAUGACGACGACGGCUAUGGUGGAGACGAUGAACUGAAAUUGCAUGUUCGUUUGUGUGGUUUUUUGCACACGGUUUUAAUGAAAAUGUGCAUAAUAAUUGUCGUUUUUGUCUGCCUGUACUCAACUAUUAAGCAAGAAAUAAAUGAGAUUACGGAUUACUCAUGUAACAAUCAUGAUCAGUAUGAUUCAUGGGUUGUUGCGCGUUGCCAAGUGAUGAGUGCAUCACCUUUUCUUUCGUUGUCGUAUUCUGAUUGUGAUUUUGUUUUGUUCUGUUCAGCUUUGUUCUAUCUGACUUGUAUCAUGUGCAUUUGCAGUGUGUUAUAAUUACGACGGAAAUCGUCUCCUUUGUUACAACUAAAAAGUGUGAAGGAAACUAAAUUUGACAAGAUAAACGCAAUUAUGGAUACAACAACACAAGUGACGGAUUCAAACUUUGCAUUCAUCAGGGGUUCUGGAGGAAAAAAUGCCAACAUAAACCCAAACUACAGUGUACGUGGAAAGCUACAGAAUCGCCGAUGCAAACUCAACAAAGAGAUCAAUAAAGAGUUGCGACUACGUGCCGGAGCUGAAAAUUUAUACAAAGCCACUGAAAAUACGAAAGUGAAAAAUCGAAUAUCACUCGAGCUCAGUUUUGUCAACUCCAAUUUGCAACUGCUCAAGGAGAAACUAUCCGAAUUGAAUUCAUCGGUAGAAAUUUAUCAAAAUGAUAGCCACGAAGUUAUUAUGCCAUUUAUACCAAUAGGAUUAAAAGAAACCGUCGACAUUAAUUUUAUGGAUACGUUUUCGGAACGGAUAAGAGACCAUUACAACGAAGAGCCACACGUUUAUGCUGAUGCAAUUAGGGAUAUAACAGAUACAAGAGAAGUUGCGCGCACACCAUCGAGAGAUGCAAAUGGAGUCAAUUUAAUAUUCCGCUACUAUAACCUUUUGUACUAUGUCGAACGGCGAUUCUUCCCAUAUGAUCGCAACGGUGUCUACUUCGAGUGGUAUGACUCGUUAACAGGUAUUCCAUCAAGCCAACGAACUGUUGCAUUUGAAAAGGCGUGCAUUCUGUUUAAUUUGGCCGCUGUAUACACACAAAUCGCCACAAAACAAGAUCGUAGCACGGAAAAAGGUCUUGACAUUGCUGUGGACAAUUUUUUGCGUGCUGCCGGCAUAUUCAAACACAUUUACGAGACAUUCACAAAUGCACCGUCCAUCGACUUGAAACCACAAUUUUUGGAAAUACUUGUCGCUUUGAUGCUGGCACAGGCGCGCGAAUGCCUCUACGAAAAGCUACUCUUGCAAAUUGAAUCGUUUUCAAUACCAAACAAAAAUCAUAUUGACUAUCAGAGAGAUCUAUCGGGCGAAUGUGCACAGCUAAUGCUAGAAUAUAACAAAAUUCACACGAGCAUCGACACCGAAUGGAUGCACACCUACAUUCCAGAAUGUUGGGCUGCAUUUGUGCCACUCAAAGCAGAAUAUUACAAAGCAUUGGCUCACUACCACGCAGCAAUCAGCAUCGACAUCAACAAUACCAAAUCGCAUGAGAACAGCAAACGAGAUGAAUUCCGACUCAACAACAACAAUUCGUUCGCAUUAAGUGAUCUAACCAAUGACACCGAUGUCAAUCCAUGUGCCCUCAAGAAAGCGCACAUUAAGGAAUCCGUUGCUUGUUACGAGGAGGCAAUGCGAUUACAACGAAUGAGCCGAGAUUUAAAAAACAAAGUGUCAUUAACGAAAAUUCUCAAAGAAAGCAACUUGAAGGCAAUGAUCGAGUCAGAAUGCAUUGGAGAAGAGUUGAAAGAUAAUAAUUUCAAUGAAGACGAUACAUUUGAUAUGAUUGACGUCACCGUUACACCAUCAUCUAAAUUCAUUCUCUCACUUACCGAUCCGGAUUUUACGGCUUAUAAGAUUGACGAUCCGUUCAAGAAACUGGGACCAUUGGCGAUUUUCUCAGCGAAAAGACAUUGGACUGUGCCACGAAGUGUAUGCUUAAAAAAGGCUUCAAAUCAAUCGAACAUCGAUUCGGACAAUGUGGUCAACAGUUUGAUUCGACCAUCAGACUACAGUAGCGAAAGUGCCAGUAGCAGCUCCAGUGUGGUCAGCGACACCAGCGAUGGUCUGACACUGAGAAAUUUGAAUCGUCGCAAUAUGGAAUUUGCCGACGAAUACGGUUUCAAAUUGCGUGGCGAUUCUCCAGUUAUAAUAUCAGUCGUAGUCCCAAAUUCAUUGGCUGAUCUGGGCGGACUCAAAGAAGGUGAUUUUAUUGUGGAAUUAUCUGGCGUCGAUGUGAAAUGGUAUACGCAACACCAGUUAGUCAAGCUCAUUCAGAACUCAAAACAGAGUCUCGAACUCAAGGUCAUUACGCCAAUCGAUCGAAAUUACUUGAAGCCUUUGCCAACCACAUCACCAUCACCAUCAACACCAAGUACUACCACAUCAAAAUCAUCAAUAUCAGCCCGAUCGACUGGAUCAGCUGAGCAUCGGACGAAGAAAAAAGUCUCAAGCGAUAAGCAAAUUAGCAGCUGGAAAUUGUUUCGGCGAACACAAAGCUUGGGAAAGUUGUUCUGAACACCCAUGCAUAUUUUAAACAUCUCAAAACAAAUAAGUAAGAGAUAAGUAAAUAGUAAGUAGAUUUUGUACUAACAAUAAGAACUCUCAUACAAAACAGAGAGAAUAAUGUAAUAAUAUCUUGCUAUAAUAAAGAGAAGCUAAUGAUAGGUUUAUGUGGAUUUUUGAAAAA
Messenger RNA from Sitodiplosis mosellana (orange wheat blossom midge), 3169 nucleotides. It is a transcript of the gene Rhp, whose product is annotated as rhophilin-2-A. The record is from RefSeq and is a predicted model, not a curated record. The transcript is spliced from 15 exons. NCBI's taxonomy places the organism in Eukaryota, Metazoa, Arthropoda, Insecta, Diptera, Cecidomyiidae. Gene Ontology annotation, biological process: negative regulation of stress fiber assembly; signal transduction. Gene Ontology annotation, molecular function: protein binding. Bases 844 to 2997 code for a protein of 717 amino acids.